Molecule: messenger RNA, 2592 nt
Organism: Lathyrus sativus (Indian pea)
Lineage: Eukaryota; Viridiplantae; Streptophyta; Magnoliopsida; Fabales; Fabaceae
Source: the annotation of a GenBank genome assembly
AUGAUAGAGAAAGUGGAGGAAGUAAAGUUUGAGGUUCAUAGGCAUUUUGCUAGAAAAUUUAAGGUCAUGGAAGGUGAGGAAUCGUUUCUUGAGGGCAUUACUUUUGACGGCAUUAAUGAAGAAGAUAUGAUUUUUUUGGAGGGUCCUUUUCUUGAGGAGGAAAUUAAGGAGGCUAUUUGGGGAUGUGGCAUUUCAAAAAGUCUGGGUCCGGAUGGAUACUCUUUCUUAUUCAUCAAAAGAUGUUGGAGUUUCUUGAAGGAUGACUUCUUUCGUUAUUGCAAUUACUUUCAUUCGGGUGGUCGUAUCUCAAAGGCGGUAACAUCUUCUUUUUUAUCUUUGAUUCCUAAAUCUACUAAUCUGGUUACUCUUGAUGAUUAUAGACCUAUUUGUUUGGUUGGUUGCUUGCAUAAGAUUGUUUCCAAAUUGUUAGCAAGUAGAUUGAAGAAAGUUCUGGACCGUAUUAUCUCGCCUUGUCAAAGUGCGUUUGUGCCGGGUAGAUUAAUGCUAGAAGGUGUUUUGGUGGCAAAUGAGUUGGUGGAUUAUGCUCAGAAGGAAAGAAAAGGGUGUGUUCUUUUCAAGGUGGAUUUCGAGAAAGCAUAUGAUAAUGCAAGUUGGAAUUUCCUUAGAUCUAUGUUAACGAAGAUGGGCUUUGGUUUGUUGUGGAGGAAAUGGAUGGAUAAUCUUAUUUUUCAAAGUAAGAUGUCUGUUUUGGUGAAUGGUAGUCCCACUAAGGAAUUUGAGGUUGAAAAGGGUUUGAGACAAGGAGAUCCCUUAUCUCCUUUUCUCUUUGUUAUUGUGGCGGAGGGUCUGGCGGGUCUUGUUAGGAAGUCUCAAGAGCUUGGUGAGUUUGAAGGCUUUAUUGUUAAUGGUAAGUGCAUGGUGGAUUUACUUCAGUUUGCGGAUGACACCUUGAUUGUGGGGGAAGGUACGUGGAAGCAUGUGUGGGCGAUAAAAGCGGUUCUAAGAGCCUUUGAACUUGUAUCGGGUCUAGGUAUCAAUUACCACAAGAGUAAGUUGAUUGGUGUUAAUAUUAGUUCGAAUUUCUUGGAUGCGGCUUCCUUUGUGUUAUCUUGUAGGAAGGAAGAUAGUAGCGUUAAUUUCCUUGGAAUCCCCAUUGGGUCCAAUCCGAGGAAAGCAUCUACUUGGAGUCCUCUUUUGUUCAAAAUUAAAAAGAGACUCUUGGGGUGGAAGAAUCGUUUUUUAUCUUUGGGAGGAAGGAUAACUCUUCUCAAAUCCGUCUUGUGUUCUUUAUAUAUCUUCACAUUAUCUUUUUUCAAAAUGCCAAGUGCGGUGUCUAAAGAAGUUAAUAAGAUUUUAGGCGAUUUCUUGUGGGGAAGUGUGGAAGAGAGGAGGAAAAUUCAUUGGGUGAGUUGGAAGAAGGUGUGUCUCCCAAUUGAUAAAGGGGGCCUAGGUAUGAAAUACUUGCCGGAUUUCAAUGUGGCUCUCCUUAGCAAGUGGAGGUGGAGAAUUCUAAAAGGUGGAGAUGAAGUGUGGCUUCGUUUAUUGAAGGCUCGCUAUGGUGACAUUACUUCCGUCAUAUUAAGCAAAGGUACGCAUUCUCUUGUCUCUAACUCUUCUCCUCCUCAUUCUACUACUUCAUCCCCUUCUUCUUCUUAUUGGUGGAAAGACCUUAUUUCCAUCGGUAAAUUUAGCCAUUUGGAUUCGAUGGUUCGUUUGUGCAAAUUCAAGAUCGAAAGAGGUUUCACCACCCCUUUUUGGGAAGUGAAUUGGACGGGUAAUUUUUGCUUGAUGGACAAGUUUCCGAACUUGUAUAAAGAAACUAGAUUGAGAUUGGUUUCGGUAGCGGGUAUGGAAGGAUGGGUCAAUCAUGAUUGGAGGUGGGGUGAUAUGGGUUUGGCCCCGGCGGAGGUUUCGGGAGGCAGUGGGCCGAACGGGCAGGAAGUAGGGUCUCUUUGUGAGCUGUUACAAGCGUUUGAGCCAGAGAGUAGUGGUUCGGACACGGUUUCUUGGGUUGGAGAACCGGACAGUCUUUUCUCGGUUGCUUCGUGUUAUAAAUUUUAUGAGUUUUUUCGGAUCCCGUUGGGUCCUCCGAAUAUUCAUGAUGACGCUUUUCGAUUGAUUUGGAAAGUUGAGGUCCCGUUCAAAAUCAAAGCUUUUGCUUGGAGGUUAUUUAAUAAUAAACUCCCAACAAAAGAUUUGCUAGCGGCUAGAGGGGUAGUUUUUUCCGGUGAGAAUUCUCUUUGUGUGUUUUGUGGGAUUCACCCGGAAGAUUGUGUUCAUUCUUUUUUCAAGUGUAAUGUUUUGAAGGUGGUUUGGCGGAGUAUAGCAAAUUGGAUUGGGAAAAGUUGGAAAGAGGAAGAUGAUUGUUUUUGUAGUUUUAAGGAUUGGUUCAUGUAUUGUAAAGAUAACAAUUUCAAGAAAGGAAAAUUAGGUGUUGUGUGGUUAGCAUUAAUUUGGUGCAUUUGGCUCAUGAGGAAUGGGUUUUGUUUUCGGAAUGAAGCUUGGAAUGUGGAUAGUUUGAUUUGGAACGUGAAAAUCUUGGUUUGGAAAUGGAGGCCUAUUGGUGAAAUUACUUAUUCCAAUUGUUGUUUUUAUGACUUUAGUAAAGAGCCCUUAUUCUUUCUAAAGUAG